UUGGUUGUUUAGUUUCUGUGCACUAAACUGGUGAUCUGUUUUUCUUUGCUGUGAAAAUUUCGUUGCCUGCAAAAUGCCGUAUCGUUGUUGUGUGCCGAAUUGUAGAGGAAAUUACGACGGUGGACCAAAAGUAACCGUGUUUAAAUUUCCGGAGGAUGAAGCAACGAGGAAGAAAUGGUUGUCACGUAUUCGCAGACAUAACUUCACUCCUUCUUCAAGUUCAAGAGUAUGUCAUGUUCACUUCCACAAGGAUGAUGUUAUUUGGGAAACACAAAUUGUGGAUGAAAGGACUGGUCAGUUAUUAAGAGCCCCCCUUCUCAAACCACGUUUGAGACCACAUGCAGUUCCAUCACUACUCCCAAACUGUCCUUCCUACCUUGCAAAGGAAGAAAGUAGACGUGAAGGGCCAGAGGAGAAAAAGCAAAGGCUUGAAAAUGAGCAGUUAGCUGCAGCGUUACAAUAUAGUUUAGCAUCACAGAAGGACUAUGAAAACACUUUCAGCUUCAGUUCUUUAGAAGAGUUGAUGUUGCGUACGAAGGAAGUGGAUUUGCCCAACGAGUGGAGUGUGAUCGAAAAACACAGUGAUUUUGUUUGUUUUUUAAAGAUAAUAAGAAAUCCAGCACCAUUAAUCACACAUUCUGUCGUUAUAGAUAGUAAUUUAAAUGUUUCAUUGUUUAAGAAAGAUGUACAAAUUAAGACAUUAGGAAAAAGAUCUUUUCCUGUAAUUGUAACCAAUAUCCAUGAAAUUGUCAGUGUACUGCAGGAGUUUUCAGACACAGAUUGUGGGCACUCAGAAACUUCUAUAGAUAGUAUUGUAGAGAUAGUGAAAGACAGUCUAGGAGUGCUGAAAGACAGUUUACAGGAGAGUGAAAAGGAGAUGGUAGACUUUAUAUAUGAACAAGUUAGUCUCAUAAAUGUAAAGAAAUUUAAUCAUAGGUUUAGUUCUACAUUUAUGAUACUGUGUUGUUUGCUAUUUUCCAUUUCAUCUCAUGCUUACAAUUUUUUACGUAGCAGCUCAUUAAUGAAAAUGCCACAUCCAAGCACUCUGCGUAGGGUCUGCAGCAAAUUUAAUGUGAAUCCAUCUCACGAAAGGCUUGGGGGAAGUAAUUUCCUGUCCUAUGCAAGACAGAAAUUUCAAUACUUGAACAGCAAUGAUGUCAAUGUUGUUUUGAGUGUAGAUGAAAUUCAUCUAAAUUCUUAUUUGGAAUAUAAAGUAGGUAGUGUUUUGGGCAUGUCAUAUAACUCGGAAUGUGCUGCAAACAUGGCACAUGCCUUUGACAAAGACAAGACAAUGCCAUUUUGA
Molecule: messenger RNA, 1303 nt
Organism: Schistocerca nitens (vagrant locust)
Lineage: Eukaryota; Metazoa; Arthropoda; Insecta; Orthoptera; Acrididae
Exons: 2
Coding region: 74-1303 (409 amino acids)
Molecular function (GO): sequence-specific DNA binding
Source: RefSeq, a predicted model, not a curated record